AUGGAGAAAAAGCAGAUCGCAAUCGUUGCCAGAUUCCGAUGCAAUGCUAGACACAUCACCAUAGUGCAGUGCUAUGCCCCAACAGAAGACGCCAGCGAUGACAUCAAAGACGACUUCUACAACGCCCUCACAUCCUCACUUACUAGGAUCGAAAGAGGUGACAUAAAAAUUCUCAUGGGAGACUUCAAUGCGAAAAUCGGCCCCAACAACAACGGAUUGGAAACAAUCAUGGGCCGACAUGGUGUUGGCACACGUAGCAAUAAUGGUGACAGGCUAAUCGACUUAUGUCAGACCUUCCAACUGGUUAUUUGCGGCACUGUAUUCCCCCACAAGGAAAUCCAUAAAUACACAUGGACCUCUCCGAAUGGACAUACUCGCAACCAAAUCGACCACAUCUGCAUAAGUAGGAAAUGGAGACGCUCCAUGAUGGAUGUUAGGAAUAGGAGAAGCGCGUCUAUCGACAGUGACCACGAGCUGAUAAUCGGAGAGCUUUUAAUCAAGCUCAGACGAAAUAGCAACACUGUCAACAGGACCACAAGAAGACCGCCUCCCAUUAACGUACAACGGCUGAGUGACUCCAACCUAUCCACCAGAAUGGCCACAACGUUGCGUGAACAGAUGACAACACAACCGUUGAAUCACUCAUGGGAACAAACAUGCAGUAUACUGAGGAGCGCCGCGGAGGAGAUGCUUGGCACCCGACAACGCAGGCGCACGGAUUGGAUAUCAGCGCACACUUGGGAACUUAUCAGCAAACGGAACAGCCUAAAGUCGAAAGCAGAUCAUGACUGCAGAGCUCGCGACGAACACAAAGAGCUGUGCAAGAUGAGAUGGCGACAGCACUUUAUGGAGAUCAGCUGCACAGAACAACCGAGCAGCACGCAAGAUAACUUCAGGAGUAUUGUACCGAGCAAUAACCCCAGAGUAUCACCCACGGCACCAUCAAUUAGAGAAAUAAAGGAUGCAAUCAGGAAAUUAAAACGCAACAAAGCGGCUGGAGAUGACGGAAUACCGGCCGAACUUCUCCAGAUUAACACGCAACUAAUGGCCGAAACACUACAUCCACAUUUCAAUAAUAUAUGGGAAAGUGAGCGGAUCCCAACAUCCUGGAAGAAAGGAGACCUUAGUGACUGCAACAACUGGCGAGGCAUUACCCUGUUGAACACAAGUUACAAGGUACUAGCCACUCUACUAAACGAACGUCUUCAGGAAAAAAUAGAGCCAACAAUACGAGAUGAACAAGGAGGUUUCAGACCACAUAGGAGCUGCGUAGACCAGGCAAACACACUACGCGCAAUAACCGAACAAACUGUGGAAUGGCGCUCGCCGCUGUACCUCCUGCUCAUAGAUUUCCAGAAGGCAUUCGAUUCGGUAGACAGAGCAGCGAUAUGGAGGGCACUUGCAAGUAAGGGAGUGCCAGUGAAAAUCAUAAACAUAGUGAAAGCUAUGUAUGAUGAUGCUGAGCUGGCGGUACUGCACAACGGGAAAAUUAGUGGACACUUCCAGACGAACACAGGCGUCAAGCAAGGAUGUCCUCUAUCACCACUUCUGUUCAACUUGGUAGUCGACGAAGCCCUUGUAGAGGCCCUAAGCUCCCAAGAGGAGUAA
This is a messenger RNA of Drosophila bipectinata, 1608 nucleotides long. Lineage: Eukaryota; Metazoa; Arthropoda; Insecta; Diptera; Drosophilidae. The record is from RefSeq and is a predicted model, not a curated record.